AUGGGGAUAUUGAGAGGUCGUGUUUACUUAGCCUACAGAGCAUCAAGCGAUCCAUUAAAAAUGCACAGAGCACUCCGCAUAGUGAAGUCCAACACCGACAUCUCUGGUGAUUACACGUGUGUCGUUUCAACAUUCAUGGAAGAGGAUUCAAGAACGAAGCAAAUGAUUGUUUUUGUACCAGAGACGAACUUCCGCCUGAUCCAGAACAAGACUGACAAUGAUACUGUGAACGUCAUAUGUGCUGCGGACGGAGCGUUUCCUGCGCCAAACCUCACGCUAGCCACACCAAAAAGUAAAAAUACCCAAUUGGGCGAGAUCUCGGAAAACUCGUAA
This is a messenger RNA of Parnassius apollo (apollo), 333 nucleotides long. NCBI's taxonomy places the organism in Eukaryota, Metazoa, Arthropoda, Insecta, Lepidoptera, Papilionidae. The record is from the annotation of a GenBank genome assembly.